AGGAGAGCGGCUUGGUGAUGCUGAAGAGACACGUGCGGCAGCAGCGGUCCAUCGAGGACUACGGCCAAACCAUCAAGGAGCUGGCAGGGAGGGCUCAGCAGCUGCUCGCCGCCGGCCACCCCGAAGGGGAGCAGAUCAUCCGGCUGCAGGGCCAGGUGGACAAGCACUACGCCGGGCUGAAGGAGGCGGCCGAGGAGCGCCGCCGGCGCCUGGAGAACAUGUCCCACCUCUUCCAGCUGAAGCGGGAGGUGGAGGACCUGGAGCAGUGGAUCGCCGAGCGCGACGUGGUCGCCUCCUCCCAGGAGAUGGGGCAGGACCUGGACCACGUCACGCUCCUGAGGGAGAAGUUUCGGGAAUUUGCACGGGAGACGGGCAGCGUGGGGCAGGAACGGGUGGACAGGGUGAACCUGACCAUCGAGGACCUCAUCGACGCCGGGCACGUGGAGGCGGCCACCAUGGCUGAGUGGAAGGAUGGGCUGAACGAGAGCUGGGCCGACCUGCUGGAGCUCAUCGACACCCGCAUGCAGCUCCUCGCCGCCUCCUACGACCUGCACAAGUACUUCUACGACGGUGGAGAGCUGCUGGCCCUCAUCGCCGCCCGCCGCCAGGAGCUGCCCCAGGACCUGGGGGAGGACGCCGGCACGGUGGAGGCUUUCCACCGCAUGCACAGCGCCUUUGAGCGUGACCUCCAGCUGCUGGAGACACAGGUGAGGAUGCACCCCGUGGAUGGUGGGGAUGCCCAGAACUGA
This is a messenger RNA of Calidris pugnax (ruff), 749 nucleotides long. RefSeq names its product spectrin beta chain, erythrocytic-like. Lineage: Eukaryota; Metazoa; Chordata; Aves; Charadriiformes; Scolopacidae. The record is from RefSeq and is a predicted model, not a curated record. The transcript has 3 exons. Gene Ontology annotation, biological process: actin cytoskeleton organization. Gene Ontology annotation, cellular component: plasma membrane; cell projection; cell junction. The coding region runs from base 18 to 749 and encodes 243 amino acids. Gene Ontology annotation, molecular function: actin filament binding.